AUGUCUACCGCCGAGCUCGCUUCUUCCUACGCUGCCUUGAUUCUGGCCGAUGAUGGCGUUGAAGUCACGGCCGACAAACUCCAAACCCUCUUGAAGGCUGCCAAUGUACAAGAUGUUGAGCCUAUCUGGUCUACACUAUUCGCCAAGGCUCUUGAGGGCAAGGAUGUAAAAGAUCUCCUGCUCAACAUCGGAUCGGGCGGUGGUGCCGCGGCCGCGGUCGCCAGCGGAGCGGGCCCUGUCGCUGCUGAAACUGGCGGUGCUGAGGAGAAGGUGGAGAAGGAAGAAGAGAAGGAAGAGUCCGACGAGGACAUGGGCUUCGGUCUUUUCGACUAA
This is a messenger RNA of Histoplasma mississippiense, 333 nucleotides long. RefSeq names its product 60S acidic ribosomal protein P1. Gene Ontology annotation, cellular component: cytosolic large ribosomal subunit; ribosome. Gene Ontology annotation, molecular function: ribonucleoprotein complex binding; structural constituent of ribosome; protein kinase activator activity. NCBI's taxonomy places the organism in Eukaryota, Fungi, Ascomycota, Eurotiomycetes, Onygenales, Ajellomycetaceae. Bases 1 to 333 code for a protein of 110 amino acids. The record is from RefSeq and is a predicted model, not a curated record. Gene Ontology annotation, biological process: cytoplasmic translation; translational elongation. The transcript is spliced from 4 exons.